CACCGAGAUCAUCAUGAUGGCCACGAAGAGGAAGAUCGCGAAAGCGACGGUAUUCGUAAUUGUUUUUUAUUUUUUCCGAUGUCGGAUGGAAAAAUGUAAUUUUUGCAGUGGGCUUUUACUUAACUUUGAGUUUGACUUCUUUGUCGCACUUGGAAUUAUCGCUGUCGCGAAAUAACGUUGAUGUCCACCUCCACAUUGCUCAACUGCAUCUUCUACUUCGAUGGGGUAGACAAAAAGAACCGCGCCGGUCGAGCAGGCCCUUGAAGACUAAAGGAACAUCAAUCACGAACGCUAGAAGGAGUUCUACGCUUUACCAUUACCUUCGUGCUGAGCCACGACUAGCAAUAGCCCCGUUUUCUUAGUCUCUCUGCAUAGAAACCGCACGUAAAGUUGAUUCCAAAUUUUCAAAAUCCUAAUCUCAAUCGUGUCACACAAGAACAAAACCACGCUGCGAAAUAACUACUAGGCACGACUGGCGGUUUUCGUGGUGGCAGGUCGCGACGAUUAUGGCGUGA
Amoebophrya sp. A120 is the source of this 515-nucleotide messenger RNA. Lineage: Eukaryota; Dinophyceae; Syndiniales; Amoebophryaceae. The record is from the annotation of a GenBank genome assembly.